Molecule: messenger RNA, 5454 nt
Organism: Anneissia japonica
Lineage: Eukaryota; Metazoa; Echinodermata; Crinoidea; Comatulida; Comatulidae
Product: transcriptional adapter 2-beta-like
Exons: 16
Coding region: 18-1202 (394 amino acids)
Biological process (GO): regulation of transcription by RNA polymerase II; chromatin remodeling
Cellular component (GO): SAGA-type complex; nucleus
Molecular function (GO): chromatin binding; transcription coactivator activity; zinc ion binding
Source: RefSeq, a predicted model, not a curated record
UCGAUGGUACGGGGAAAAUGGCCGAAUCUUCGACAAAGUUCUACUGUAAUUAUUGUCAAGAUGAGCUGAGAGGCGUGAGAGUGAAAUGCAUCGAAUGCUUGGAGGCCGACUUCGAUCUUUGUUUACAGUGCUUCUCUGCUGGUGCAGAAAUAGGAACUCAUCUGAAGACACAUGACUAUGAAGUAUUGGAUAAUGGUGCCUUACCGUUGAUGUAUGAGGAUUGGUCAAGUAGGGAGGAGAUGAAACUUCUGGAGGCCAUUGAAAGCUAUGGCUUUGGGAAUUGGGAAGGUAUCGCAAAUAAUAUAGGGACCAAAACAGCCAAGCAGGCAAUGGAACAUUAUACAGAAUUUCUUGUAAAUGGUAACAUAGGCCAAGUAACCAUACCAACAUCAUUAGAUAUCAAGGUAAAAGACCACACAGGACCAAUUGAUGGUCCUUUAUCACCUAGCUUAAGAUCCUCAUUAAAACCGGUAGAAAUGCUAUUAGAAGAACAGCAACAACUUGGGUUUAUGCCUUUAAGGGAUGAUUUUGAAAGGGAAUAUGAAAAUGAAGCUGAAAAAAUAGUUAGUCAACUACAAAUCAAUUUAGAAGAUGAUGAAUUAGAUGCAGCACUUAGGUUUGCCCAUGUAGAUAUGUAUACUAAAGUCUUAAAAGAAAGACAAAGAAGAAAACAAAUAUCAAGAGAGUAUUCCUUAGUGAAUGAGCUCUUUGCCAGUAGUAGAGCAAAACAGCAAACUCCCAAGAAAAAAAUGUCUAAAGAAGAAUCUGAAUUACGGGAGAAAAUGCGAGAAUUUUGCCAAUUCCAAAAAAGUAAAGACCACGAAGAACUAUUUGAAAAUAUGCAACGUGAAAAAGAACUCAAAGCAAGAAUUAAAGAAUUAAUACGGUAUCGACGGAAUGGUAUCACAAAAUUAGAAGAAUGUAAAACAUUUGACGCAGCCAGAUUUAAACGUGAUAAAAGGAAAGAUUACAAAAAGAAAUUAGCAGAAAAAAAUGCAGGCAAGCGAACGACUCCAAAAAAAGAAAUAAAAGAAGAAAAAAAUACAAAAAAUGGAAGAGAAAUUGCUGAAGACGAGUUCCAAGCGAUCAAGUCUUCACAUGGGUUUAACUAUCUAUCUGAACGAGAGAAGAAGGUAAGCCGUGAGGGCGCUGUAAGGCGAAUCUACUACCAAUUAAGACACCGAGUUUGUGCAGCUCCAUGAGAAUGAAACCGGGCAGGUAUAUUAUGCUGAAGACCAUCAUCGUUAAGGAUUACUUGCUGAGACGUCAAGGAGUUUCAACUAGGCCUCGUUUUCCAGGUAAUCUUAACGUAACUCAUCGAAAACGUAUCGUGAACUACCUGACACGGAGCGGCUGGAUUAAGUCGAAUUAGAAGCAAAGUAAAAUUAUCCACCAAUGGUGAUGAGAUGGAGAUAAACUCCAACAUGGAAUGUGCUUGUAGUAUAGUAGUGGAGAUGAACAGGAACAUUAACCAGUUUCUGUUGGAUCUGGACUGAUUUGCUUCUGGAGUAGAAAAAAAAUACAAGGAGGUCACUCUUGCACAGAGUCGUUGACCUCUUGUUGGGCCAAUGCUUGACAAGGACUACUGCAGAUGUUCUGCUGUAUUCAAGACCCGUGGUGCUGAUUAUCCUUUCGCAAACUUACUGCCAAAAAUAAUCUGGUAACUGUUUAGAUAAUAUUCAAAAGAACAAAGCAUACACUAAGGGAAUGUUAUUGUAUAAAAAAGCAUACAUUCUACUUUAUAUGCUAUACUAUCAGUAUAAACAAGUGCUGCACAUUUUAUACACGUAGUCAUGAUUAUAUCAUGAUCAAAGCAAAUACAGUAUUUCCCUGCAAUACCCCUUGCUUCCAUCAUAUUAGGGACCGCAUUAGGUCCAUAGUGUAAAUAUUGUUAACGAGAUAUCAUCUCUACAUAAUUUAUUUGAAAUAAAACAACAAAAGCUGGUUUAAAAUCUUGAUACCUUUUAUAAAUAAUAACAAAAAAGACCUUUUUUAUUAAUACUAAUCCCAUGAAAAAUAAAGUGUGUGUAAGUAAGUAAGAAAAUACAUACUGUAAACCGCCAUUCUGUUCAUUUGAGUAUUUUUGUACGAGAUUUUAUAAAAUGUUACUUUAGGAAUCCUUUUCACACCUUGUGGAUUUGAUGUCCAUCAGUGAGGUUGCUUAAAAGUGUUUGUUUUCAAUGCCCUGUGAUUUAUAUACUAAAAUGCUCAGUAUUUACCAAAAAUGUUUAAACGCAACAAAUUUUUAUUCAAAGUUUGAUACAUAUUCCUAUUCAGUAAGCCUAUACAGUGUUCGUCCUCUGAAUUUGAUAUGCAUUAGUAAAUGAAGAUAAUAUUGUUAAUGUAGUAGGGACAUUUCGCCACACACUUCUGCCUACAACAACGUACACUAGAGACGUGUGUUGUGCCCUGUGUCCACUCUAUCAAAUUUGAUGUGACAAGUUUGUAUGAUGUGCCCAUAUAUGGGCAAGAUGAUGUCAUAUUACACCCAAAUAUGGGCAUGUCACAUUUUUUAUCACAUAAAAUUUUGUAGUGUGGACAGAACUUAAGGCCUGUUCACACAAUGAAUGAAGUGUGAACCAGAACAUCAUUUAAGCAUUGUAAAAGACGUCCAAUAUUUAUUGUUUGGUGAAAUUUCUACGCUACACGAUAACAAGUAAAGGCAUUAUUCAAACAAUGACAUUAUGCUGUUUACGUUAUUACCCCAAUCAUCUAUGGAACACAUACUCCGAACACUGCAGAUAGUAAUUAGUGCAUUUCAUGAUAGUAAUAACAAUGCGCUAUUUAUCUAGUGCAUAAUGCAAUAAACUGUAUAUUAUGCACUUUACAUUUUUACCCUGGUCAUUAUAUCAAACACUUAUAGAUCACCAUUUCAUAAGCAGCUAAAUUCAGCGUUUGGUGUUUGAAUGUAACCAGGUACCCACUUUUCUACCGCAUAGAGGAACAACUGUACCUUUAUUGCCUUGUUCAAGGACACAAGCGAAAUGCACAACAAGGAGUUCGAACCCCUGAUCUUAAAGUUGAUAGUCUGCAUCUCAACUGCCGUGCCAAUCGCUCAACCAUAAUCAGAAUAACCUCUUUGUUUCGUGCGUUCCAGUACAGAUGUACAAACGGUGUAUGACCUGCAUAAACAAUAUUAUAGGCCCCUAUAUUGAGGUUCACACAUUUUCUACACACAAACAUAUCAAACAAUGUGUGGCGAAGUAUCCCUAUAAUGACACACCCAAAAACAUAUAACUAUAGUUAGGUACUUAAUCUAGCAACAACAUCAGUUUUAUAUUUUUAUUUUAAUAUUUAACAAAGCUAUUUGAAUGAUUGUGCUAUUUCCAGUCAAAUGUCAUUUGCAGAUGGUGCUAUAGUCUCAUAUCAUUUUUGUACUUCUGGAAUAUAUUGUGAUACAACUCCAAUCCUUUGUUUACCAUGGUAUUUAAACUCUGAUAUAUCUGAAAAAAAAUUUGCACAGUACUUUAAAAUCUUCCUUUGUAAUGGUGAUAACAAGAAAACAUUAUUUUGGUUUGUCGAUCAAAAUUUAAAUACAUUUUGGGCCUGUUCAGGCUUACGAUAUAUGCGAUAAAAAUUGUAGCCAAUUUAAUUGAUACUGCCUGGAAAUAACAUUUGUUUUUAAAAUACAUUAACAUUAGAUAAUGCAAUACACCAGUAUUGGCGAUACUGUGCAACUCUGUAUGCGGGCAUAUACGGUAAUACCGCAAGUCUUAAUUUUGUCAAGAUAUGACCUUCUGAAGGUAGAAAUACUUCCGUUUAUAACACAAUAAUAAUUUUGAACUAUAGAAUCGCCUUCAAUGUAAGGAUUUUUGCUCGACUAAGAAAAGGAAAAAUUCUUUCAAAAUCUGGACCUAUUUUUUUCCGACUUAGCAUUUGGCCUUUAAUUAGCACAUAGGAAAGCAUUUACAAAUCCACUGGUUGGUAUAACAAGACGAUCACAACUAGAUCUUUAGUAAAUAUUAAAGUAGAGCCGAGAAAAAUUAUUUAUUUCAAAAAAAGUAAUUUUAAUUAUAUAAAAAUUGUGAUCAUUUUAUACAAACAAAUGACAUAUAAAGAAACAAAAGAAUAUAAAGAUUAUUUAUUCAAUAAAAGCUGAAUUUCAACCACAUUGCUGUUCUUCCAUGAUAUUUUGAACUCGGUUCAUAUUAUCGAGUUUUAUGUUUCAAAUACCAGCACGUGUGAUGUGAAAUCAUCAUGCCCAUAUAUGGUUGUGAUAUGACAUCACUAUGUCCAUAUAUGGAAAAAUCACAGAUAUUUGUCCCAUAAAACCUGAUAAUGUGAACAAAGAUACAGAGCUGCAUAUGUUACAAGGUUGCCUUCCUAUUUUAGUGAAACUUCUCUUUUGUGUUUCCCAGUGUUUUACUGUGUUAAUUCACAGCAUGGAAUUUGACUUUUUUGCUGCCCAAUUCCUGACAAAAGCCAACUCAUUUUUACGAGUCUAUUAAUUCAAAGUGUUAUUAUGGUAUUAACUAUGGUAUUCAUAUAUUAGUUUACUUGCCAUUUUGUGUUUGCUCAUGAUGUUGAGUUUCUCUGUGUUAAUAUUAGAUGAAUCUGUGAAAUAUUUCAAACGGAUAAAAAGGUUACCAUUGAUUGGAUAUGGUUUAGUAUAAUGCGCCUUAUAAGACUUAGCUUUAGAUUGGAUUGGAUUAUUAUAAGACAAGGUUAAAGUAAGCCUCUACAGUAAGCUAUGGAAACGUGUGUUUAUGCUACUGUUUGUGAUUAUACUUAAGUUUUUAAUGCUCUACUUUGGAAACAAAAGUUUCCAUUCUUUGGUGAUAUUUAGGAGUCUCAAGUUUCUUGCAUUUUACUUUAGAAACAAAUGUUUCACCUUUUGAUGUUACUAUAAGGUUACUAUUGUUCUACUUUGGAAACAAAUAUUUAUUGCAUAGGUGUGUAGUUGAUGUCUAUGACUCUACUCUGGAAACAUUUGUGUUCCAAUUAUUGCUAAUUUUUGCUAUGAGAAUUCUGUUCUGGAAACAAAUUGUUCCAUCUUUCUCUUGUAUUUGAGUGUCUAUUGUUCUUAUUUAGAAACAUAAUUUUUCAUGUUUUAUUUCAGCGAUUUGUUGUGUCUAUGGGUCUGUUUCUGGUACAGAUUUGUAUAUUGUACAGCACCCUGCUUUGGAAACAUUUUUGUUUCCAUGUUACUUGUGCUGAAGAUUUUGUAUCUUCACAUGUAGAAGCUUAUUGUGAUUAGUAGUGGCUACGAAUUGUUGGAUGUAACAGACUAUCACAUCCUGUCUGUGUUUAUUGUAAAAGAGAAAGUUUUCGAAAUGAUGUAAUUUGAUGUAAAUACGAAAGAUUUGAAAUGUGGUUGAUUGGUAAUGAGGUAAAUGAAUGGAAACUAAUAUUAAUGAAUUAUUAUAUUAUCUAUUUGUGUUGGUAAAAUCUAUUGUUAAAAGAAUGCUUUUUAUUGUUAAGUAAAGCAAAGAGUAAAGAAGUUUGAUAUAAUUU